AAGCUUUCAGUUGCCAUGUCUGUUCAUAAACUAAUUUUUUUUCUCUCUUCAUUUACAGUUACCUUGUCUCACAUCACACAGCUGGUUUUGAGUCACAACAAGCUUACAACUGUGCCAGCAAACAUCGCAGACCUGAGAAACAUAGAAGUGCUCAACUUUUUCAACAACCAGAUUGAGGAGCUGCCUACACAGAUUAGCAGCCUUCAGAAGCUCAAACACCUGAAUCUUGGCAUGAACAGAUUAAAUACCUUGCCAAGGGGGUUUGGAUCUUUACCAGCACUGGAGGUUCUUGACUUGACUUACAACAACUUAAAUGAAAAUUCUCUACCUGGAAACUUCUUCUAUCUGACCACCCUGCGUGCACUCUAUCUAAGUGACAACGAUUUUGAAAUCCUGCCGCCAGAUAUUGGGAAGCUCACAAAGUUGCAGAUACUGAGUCUUAGAGACAAUGACCUGAUAUCACUGCCUAAAGAAAUUGGGGAGCUCACUCAGCUUAAGGAACUUCAUAUCCAGGGAAAUCGUCUUACUGUGUUGCCCCCAGAACUAGGUAAUUUGGAUUUGACUGGUCAAAAGCAAGUCUUCAAAGCAGAGAACAAUCCUUGGGUAACCCCUAUAGCUGACCAGUUCCAGCUGGGAGUGUCUCAUGUUUUUGAGUACAUUCGAUCAGAAACAUACAAAUAGUAAGUAUCAUGUGACACUGUUCUGUGCUAUCAGUGAUGAUUUUUUUUUCCUGUAGUGUGCUUAACAAAAUGUUAUCAGCUACACCCUUCUUUCAUAAUCCAUGCAUUAGCUAGGGAUUUGGGGUAAAUAUGCAAACUGUAAACUUAUAUUGAAGAGUUUUGCUAACAGAAGAGUAAAUAAAUGCGAUUUAGACACAUUAAGGAAGUACAGAGAUUGCUCAGUAUUGUCCUACGUUUGUUGUAAGAACUGUUGGGUAACGUGAGGAAGGUGAAAGAGCACAAAUUACAAACCUUAGGGAUAUUAAUUUUAAGUAAGCGCAGUAAGGUUUUUUAUAGAUUGAAAUACGUGUUCAUUGAUGGCUUUGGCUGUGAGUUGUUGUGUGUUG
Molecule: messenger RNA, 1066 nt
Organism: Meleagris gallopavo (turkey)
Lineage: Eukaryota; Metazoa; Chordata; Aves; Galliformes; Phasianidae
Source: RefSeq, a predicted model, not a curated record